GUGUUAUUGUGUUUAGUUACCCCAGUUCAUUGUGCUUUUGCUGAAAUCACUGCAACAACUCAACCGGUUUUAGAUUUGGUGGUCGCUGGGUGGGCAUUAUCCCCAUUCCCCAGCUAGUUAGCUAGCUAGCUAAAGGUGCUAGGUCUGCUAGCUAGCUAACUAUCUAUCGUGAACUGCCGCUGCUUGGCCGUUACCGACCGCUAUUCACGCAGCAUUCAAUCUGAGUACAGAGUCAUUGUUCGGCUGGAAGCUGUUCUGCAUCUGAAACCAGUCAUGGAGAACGAUGCUUGUGCAGAGCAGAAGAAUGGCGAUGCUGCUGUGGACCAGGUUAAACAGCCAGCAGCCAUGGCUCCUUACAGAUACACAAAGGAGGAGCUUUUGGAAAUAAAAGAAUUACCUGUCUCCAAUGAGAGGCCGAUGUGUCUAUCUGAGAAAUAUGACAGUGAUGGUGUCUGGGACCCUGAGAAGUGGCAUGCCUCACUGUAUCCCACUUCAGAGCGUAGCUCUCCAGUGGAAGGUUUUAAGAAGGAAUAUGUGGAUGAUAGAGUUCCUUUGAAACGAAGAAUCCCAGAUCCUCGUGAGCGGUUAAAGGAGGAUGAUCUGGAUGUUGUACUGAGCCCGCAGCGACGCAGCUUCGGAGGUGGCUGUCAAGGCAACGCUGCACUUGCACCCCACAUCCGUCGCCCAAUCAGCCCCCUGGAAAAUAAAGAGAAUGAGAGUCUCCGUCUAGGAGGGGCACGCAGAAUUGGCAGUGGCCGCAUAAUUGCUGCCCGAACCUUUGAGAGAGAACCCCGUGUGGAGAAAGAGAGGGAACGUGAGAGAGACUUUAAGGAUAAAAGAUUCAGGAGAGAUUUUGGUGACAAGCGUGUGUUUAGUGAAAGGAGAAGGAAUGACUCUUAUGCAGAGGAGGAGCCAGAGUGGUUCUCUGGGGGUCCCACCAGCCAAUCUGAGACAAUUGAGCUCAUUGGAUUCGACGACAAAAUCCUGGAAGAUGAUAAGCGCAGGUCCAAGCGGUCAAGGAAGCGGGCAGAGUCUCUCAAAGAAGCUGUGGAAUGUAACGGUGGACAGGCUGAAGAGCGAGCUGUUGGUUUGCAGUCUACUGCUGAUCAGGAGGUUCCCCACCCUGAUGUUCUGCCUGAGCAGACGACUGGAGACUUUGACUUCAAUGAGUUCUUCAAUCUGGAGAAGACCAUGCCAGGACUGGCCUCUGUGCCUGCUUCUGUCUUGCAGAUGAUAGAGGACGUUUUGGGGGAGGGCCCUGUAUCGGCUAGCCGCUUCAGCCAGUGGUUCUCCAGUAACAUGAGCCCAUCAGGCAGCCGGUCCAGCAGUCUGAGGUCCACUCCCCAUGAGGAGCUGGAAAAACUUGCAGGGCUUGAGCCACGCUGCACUUCCCCUAGCCACGGCCCUGCCCCAUAUUUCACACCUAUUCAAUCAUCGGAGUGCAGGGAGAAGGUGGACAUCCUGGAGCUGCUGCACAAAGCCAAAAUAGACCUGAAGCCCCUUCUUUCCACCCUGUCGGUCAACAAGGCUCGGCUACGGGAAAGCACUAACUGCGGAGCGGUGCUCUCCCUGGAGGAAGUGGAGGGUGGGAUGAAGGGGAUGAAGCUGGGUACAGAACAACAAGUCCGAAAGGUGCCGCCUCCAAAGAGAGGAAAUGGCACGCCCUUCAUGGCUGAACAUUUAGAGGAGGCUUUAACCGGUGGUACCAGCGCUCGUCCACACUCGCGUGAUUCAGACAUGUCGGCCUUUAAUAAACUGGUCAGCAGCAUGAAGGCAAGUGGAACUCUGCCAACUCACCCCAAAACCAACACAAACAAUCAACCUUCAGAACAAGCCAUGGUGACUGUGUCUGAAGCUCCAGUGCCACUUCAACAGCAAAAAAACAUAUUUCAGGAGCUCUUGGGAGGUCCUGCUCAUAGUGGCUCCCCCACACUACUUGGUAAUCUGUUGGGCAGCUCUGAGGACCCCACCACCUGUGCCCCUCUUCAUGGCCUACUACACAAGGUCCCGUCACCACCUCUCUUUCCACAGAGGGCACCCUCACCUGACUACUUCAAUAGUCGUUUGCAACCUGCAGCCGGUUUUCCUGUUGGUCCUCCAACCAUGCUGCCAGAACAGUUUGUUGAUGUACACAGGUCUAUCAGCCCUGGAUCUGCUGCACAGCAACAGAUGAGAGCGCUGUCUAUGCCAGUGAAUCAAGCAGACCUGGAAGCUCUGGCAUUCCAACAAGACCUUGCUCUACAUGCCCACCACUCAUUCCAGUCUGGCUACAAGCCACCACUGGACAAAUCUUUUCGAAAUAGACUGCAGCGUAUAAAUCGCUCCCCUGGCCCAGGCCCUCAGCCCGCUGGAAGACACUCUCCAGGCAAUACUGUCACAAGCAUGUUGUCCCCAUCAUUUACGCCCACAUCUGUGAUCCGCAAAAUGUAUGCGACAAAAGAGAAAAGCAGAGAUGAACCAUCAAGUCGUUCUGAGACCAAGGAGGAGGCAGCGGCACACAGUCAGGAUGACAGCAGCUCCCCAAAUCUAUACCUGGAGGUGAUGGAUGGGAAUGCAGCCCAAUCUGGGGGAGUAAAGGCCAGCUCACAGACCAUGCCAAGCAAGGACCAAGAGCGUCUCAGGCCUGGCUCUGCUGGACACCACACACCCACCAUGGUACCUCCAGGGCCCUCUUCAUCUUUCCCGCGCCCCAUCUAUCCGGUACCACUGCUGUCCCAUGUACCCAUGGUGCGCCCUCCUCCCCAGCUCCACCCUAAUGUGGUUCAACGCAUGCUGGCACAGGGCAUCCAGCCCCAGCAACUUGGACCUGCUCUUUUGCAAGCAGGUAUAUUUCCACCACACGUCGACCUUGCACAACUUCAAGGCUUGCCCCCUGCCCUGCUUGGACAACCGCUGUACCCUCUAAGUGCAACAGGGCAUCCACUUCUACCUCCCAGAGCAAAUACUCCGAUGCAGUUAGCAGUAAUGCAGCAGCAACUUCAGCAACAGAGACAAAUACAUCCAAGCGUCCCAGGCCCUCAGUCACAGAGCCAUGGCCCUCACCGGACAAAUGGCUCCCAGCGACAUGGGGGCAGCCCCCCUCUAGGCCUGGCAAAGUGGUUUGGCUCAGAUGUGCUAGAACAGCCACUGCCCUCCAUGCCGGCCAAGGUCAUAAGCGUAGAUGAAUUGGAGUUCCGGCCAUAAGAAAGUAAACACUGCUGGAUAGCAAGAUUUAUUUUCUUUUUUGCCCCUCUCCUCCUUGUUACCAUAAAAAUGUGAACUUUAAUUUCAAAGAUGGUGCACAGACCUGGACAGUAAAACCAUGCCAUGCUUUGUCUUCAACCUUGAAGUCACUGCUUUUGAAGAGGCUUAUCAGCGGAAACGGGAAGACGAGUGAUGGCGUUUAGUUUUGCUGGCUGAGUAAUUUUUUUUUUAUUUUUAUUUGUAUUAGGCUCUGCGCAGUAAAUAAUGUAUAGGCCCAAUUGUACAGACCAUGGGAAAGAAUAUUGUUCUCCCUGUAUAUAGCUUCUAUUUUUUUUUUUUUUUUUU
Micropterus salmoides (largemouth bass) is the source of this 3528-nucleotide messenger RNA. RefSeq names its product eukaryotic translation initiation factor 4E nuclear import factor 1 (gene eif4enif1). The transcript is spliced from 19 exons. Gene Ontology annotation, molecular function: mRNA binding. The record is from RefSeq and is a predicted model, not a curated record. NCBI's taxonomy places the organism in Eukaryota, Metazoa, Chordata, Actinopteri, Centrarchiformes, Centrarchidae. Gene Ontology annotation, biological process: negative regulation of translation. Bases 274 to 3183 code for a protein of 969 amino acids. Gene Ontology annotation, cellular component: nucleus; cytoplasm.